Messenger RNA from Tuber aestivum (summer truffle), 942 nucleotides. NCBI's taxonomy places the organism in Eukaryota, Fungi, Ascomycota, Pezizomycetes, Pezizales, Tuberaceae. The record is from the annotation of a GenBank genome assembly.
UUUAAGAAAAUGGAAAUAAAACUAUUUUGCCCGGCUACCAUAGCGAAUCUUUCGUGCGGAUUUGACGUACUUGGACUUUGCUUAGACAAUGCGGGUGAUGAAAUGAUUGUUCGUAAAGUAGAACAAAAAGGAGUUCGUAUUACUAAAAUUGUCGGUGCCGAUUUACCUUUGGAAACCGAGAAAAAUGUUUCGGGUGUUGCGGCAAUUGCGAUGCUUGAAGCUUACGAAAGAGAUUUUGAACCGAUAAAUUUUGGUUUCGAAAUCGAAAUCUAUAAACACAUCAAAGCCGGAAGCGGAAUUGGUAGCAGCGCUGCAAGUUCUGCCGGAGCAGUUUUUGGAAUUAAUGAAUUAUUAGGAAAACCAUAUUCCCGCAAAGAUUUGGUGCAAUUUGCCAUGCAGGGCGAGAAAUUAGCCAGCGGAAACGCGCAUGCUGACAACGUUGCUCCUGCCCUUUUGGGAGGUUUUACUUUGGUAAGAAGUUAUGCUCCGCUUGAUAUUAUCAGAAUUGAUAGUCCUGAGGAAUUGUUCGCAACGGUGGUUCACCCUCAAAUUGAGUUAAAAACAUCUGACGCACGCUCGGUAUUAAAACAAACCGUUUCCCUAAAAAGCGCGAUCAUGCAAUGGGGAAAUGUAGGCGGAUUAAUCGCAGGUUUGUAUACCAAAGAUUACGACUUGAUUGGAAGAUCUCUUCAUGACGAAAUCGUAGAGCCUCUAAGAAGUGUAUUGAUUCCUGGUUUCGACCUUAUCAAACAAACGGCUCUUGAAAACGGCGCCUUAGGUUCCGGAAUUUCAGGUUCUGGUCCGUCGAUUUAUGCUUUAAGCAGAGGAAAAAAUACCGCCGACCAAAUUGCCAAAGCCAUGAGCGACGUUUACGAAAAUAUGAAUUUGCCGUAUGAAAUUCACGUUUCGAAAAUUAAUCCAGACGGCGUACGUGUUCUUUGA